Messenger RNA from Notothenia coriiceps (black rockcod), 1932 nucleotides. RefSeq names its product synaptogyrin 2a (gene syngr2a). The transcript has 4 exons. NCBI's taxonomy places the organism in Eukaryota, Metazoa, Chordata, Actinopteri, Perciformes, Nototheniidae. The record is from RefSeq and is a predicted model, not a curated record. The coding region runs from base 112 to 789 and encodes 225 amino acids. Gene Ontology annotation, cellular component: synaptic vesicle membrane; neuromuscular junction.
AAAGUUUUCAGGAAGCUGUUCUCACAAAACGAAACUGCCCUAACUUUGACAGGAACACCUUCCAGCUCGUCUUUUUUUAUCGCUUGAAGGAUACUUUUUGUUGGAAAAAAAAUGCAGAGCAGUGCUUACGGGGCGUCGUUGGCUGGCGGUGCUUUUGAUGUAGUACAUUUUGUAAAACAGCCUCAAACCAUAUUGCGAUGCCUGAGCUGGUUAUUCUCCAUCGUGGUCUUUGCAACCAUCACAGCAGAAGGCUACAUCAACCAAACAGUGGAGGAAAAUGCCAAAUGCAUAUUCAAUGCGCACGACAGCGCCUGCAGCUACGGCGUGGGCAUCGGAGUCCUGGCUUUCAUGGCUUGUGUCUUCUUCCUCAUAGUGGACGCCUACUUCCCACAAAUAAGCAACGCCAAAGAGAGAAAAGUCAUUGUUUUAGGAGAUCUGGUCUUCUCAGGGGUUUGGGCGUUCCUAUGGUUCAUCUGCUUCUGCGUCCUGGCCAACCAGUGGUCUAAAACCCUCGACUCCACUGAGGCUGUUGCUGGGGACGCCGCCCGGGCCAUCGUGAGCUUCUCCUUCUUCUCCAUCAUCUCCUGGGGUCUCUUGUGCUACUUUGCGCUUGAAAGGUAUCGCCAAGGUGUCAAUGAGUUUGAGCAGGAGUACAGAGACCCAGCCAAUGACCAAAGUACUCCAUACCCGCCGUCUCCGUACGCCAGCAGCGGCCCCACGGGCUACCAGCAGGCGCCUUUCUCCAACAACCAGGAGCAGCCGGGGGAGUACCAACCUCCAACCUACUGAAGGACUGAGACUCAAACGCAUGAAUCAGAACAGGAGAGUUUGCUUUUUAAAUAAACAUGUGUGCCACUGGUUUCAUUUACAACUCAGACUGUUCUCUGCACUCCCACUUCCCUGCAGAACUUGUUUGCACAUGUUUGGGUGCACUGAAGUGUUUUUUUAGUUAAUCUCAUUGUUGUAACAUGUGUGGUGGGGUUUGUGCCACACAGAGCAGGUGGAAUUAUAGUACUUUUUUUUUUAUAAGAGAAUGUUUUGGCAAGAGAGAGUGAUAGUGCGGUUGUUGUCUUCGUACCAAACCAACCACAGUUUGGACAGUGCCCUCUUUUGCUUAGCUUUAUGAGUGCAAAGUGUCAAAGCAAUAAUUAGCCAACAGGUUACGAUUGACUCUGUUGCCGGGAAAUUGUCUUUGCAUUUUUGAGAUUGACAAUAUCGUUUUUUAGUUUAAUGAAUAUGUUACUGAUUAGAAUAUAUAUUUUCUUCAUGUACACAAGUUCAACAACAGUAGAUUAGUGUAACACUUUUGUACAUAUUGAUCUUUGACCUCAAAACAAGCCCAUGUUACUAAAUCAAUGGGUGCAAGGAAAACUCUGUAACUAGUGUAGUCAUGUUUUUUUCCUUUCUUAAAAAUCAACCACUGUAAAAUGGCUUUUAUGCACUGAAAAUCACUUCUGUUAGACAGUUGAUUGCUCAUUUUUGAUCUUAGAUUGUUCAUUUUAAUGUUAAUUCUGCCACAAUUACUAUUUAGUAUUAGUAUAAGGGUGUUUUGUUUAUAUUUAAAAGUUGCCAAUACAUUGAAUUGCAUCAGCUAUCUCUAGAAGUGUAAUGUGCCUUUCUUGAGUUCACUUACAGUUUAAAAGAAAACCCUUUCACAAAUGUUUAGCCAAAAUGUGGUUUCAGGAAUUCAGUGAUGUUUUGCUUAUUUGAUAUAUUUAUUAUCUAAUUUAAUCUUUUCAAUCAGAGAACAUGACAAUCAGACCAUUCUUUUUUUUAAUCACUUUUCCUCUUGCUUUUUCUAAACUGCAGUUGUGCCUUUGCAUGUGUUGCAGUUUCACUGUUGUGCUCACGGCUUUACAAUACUUCCCUGUUAAAGUGCCUUUAUACAGAAUUCUGUAUCACACGCAGAAUAAAAAAAGUUUUUGCUUUGAA